AUGGCACAGCUGAAGCAGCUUCUGGACAAAGAACAGUUCAUUUGCCUGGACUUGCUCAGAGAUCCUGUGGCUAUUCCAUGUGGACACAGCUACUGCAUGGGCUGCAUUAAUCUCUACUGGAAAAACAAUGACCCACAUGCCACCUUCUGCUGCCCACAGUGCAGACAGAGCUUCAGCCUCAACAUGCCUAUCCUCAAGCCUAUCCUCAACAUGAACACCAUCCUGGCUGAUGUGGUGGAGAAGAUGAAGGUUCUGGUGCAGCCGGCUGUGAGUUGGUCAGCUGCCCACAAGGUGGCAAGUGAAGUGGAGUGUGAUUUCUGCACAGAGACCAGAGAAAAAGCCGUAAAGUCCUGCUUGGUCUGCUUGGCGUCGUACUGUAAGAUUCACCUCCAGCCACACUAUCAGUCUCUGGCUCUGAAAAAACACAAGCUGGUCGAAGUCUCUGGGCAUCUUCAGGAGAAAAUCUGCCCUCAGCACAGCAAACUGUUGGAGAUAUACUGUCAGACAGACCAGCAGUGCAUCUGUCUGCUGUGUGUGAUAGAUGGACACAAGGGUCACGAAACGGUUUUGGCUGCAUCAGAGAGUGCAAGACAACAGGAGCAGCUGGGGCUGGUCAGACGGAAGUUCAAGGGGAAAAUCCACACCAAGGAAAAGGAACUGCUGGAACUGAGACAGGCAGUGGAUACUCUCAAAAUCUCAGUAAACUCGACAAUGGAGAACAGUGAUCAGAUCUUUGAUGAAUUUGUUCAGGCUGUUAAGAAACGAAGCCAGGAAGUGAGAGGCCUGAUCCAAGAUCAGGAGAAGAUGGCUGUGAGCCUGUUAGAGAAACUGGAGCAGGAAAUCACUGAACUCAAAGAGCAGGACAACAAGCUGGAGCAUCUCCUGCACACUGAUGACCAUGUCCAUGUUCUUCAGACCCACCGGUUGAUCUCUGCCCCUUUCGGAUCUACAGAUGUGCUCAGCAUCUCCAUUGCUUCAUUGUCUGAUCUUGGGAACGUGACUAAUGCCGUUGCUGCCCUUAGGACAAGGUUGGAAGGGGUUUUUAAAGUGGAGUGGCCCAAGAUUGUCAGAUCAGCCAGCACAGUGAAAAUCCUCCAGAGCCCACUUCCCAAAAUCAGAGCGGAGUUCCUUUACUACUCCAGCCAACUCGCGCUAGACCCUCAUUCAGCUCACAGGGAGCUGAACGUGUCUCCUGACCGCAGGACGGUGUCGGUGCGGGCGCGGGAACACUCCUGGCCGGACCAGCCCGAGCGCUUUGACUACUGGUGUCAGGUGUUGGGCUCUGAAGGGCUGCUGGGCUGCUGUUACUGGGAAGCAGAGUGGAGCGGGAUGGGCAUCACCAUAGCCAUGGCAUACAAGGACCUGGCCAGGAAGGGGGAUGGCAAUGACUCUCACUUUGGACGCAACAUCAUAUCCUGGAGUUUGUUCUGUUCCAGGAAGGGUUACGCCUUCUGGCACAAUAAUGCAGUAACCAGGAUCCCCGGGCCGAGCUCCUCCAGAAUAGGGGUGUAUCUGGACCAUAGUGGAGGUACUUUAGCCUUCUACAGUGUGUCUGAAUCCAUGAAGCUCCUCCACAAAGUUCAUACAGCAUUCACUCAGCCUCUGUAUCCUGGACUUGAGUUUACAUGUUAUGGAGUGUCUGUAACAUUAAGUCAAAUGGAAUAGGGGUAUAAGCAAUGUUCAAUUGUUACAUUUUAAUCACAUCUACUUUUUAAGUAAGUACUUACUGUACCUUAUACUUUCACAUUAUUAGAAACACCUGCCAUAUUUACUGUUUCCAUUUACCAGCUCCUGAAAAAAUUAAAAGAUCACUUCAAAAUGACCAGUUUCUCAGACUUUUGAGUAAAAUUGUUGUUUUAUUGUAUAAACUACUGACUACAUGUCGCCCAAAUUCCAAAUAAAAAUUAUUGUGAUUUAAAGCGUUUAUCUGCAGAAAAUGUGAACAUUUGAAAAUGUGUCAUAACAAAAAAGGAUGCACUGCUUUCAUAUUCUUUAAGAAACAACAAUACAACAAUUAGAGUUUAGAAACUAAUAUUUGGUAGAAUAAUCCUGAUUUUUAAUCACCAAUCUUUCACACUGCUUUUGGGUGACCUUAUGUCAC
Astyanax mexicanus (Mexican tetra) is the source of this 2101-nucleotide messenger RNA. RefSeq names its product finTRIM family, member 66 (gene ftr66). The record is from RefSeq and is a predicted model, not a curated record. The coding region runs from base 1 to 1665 and encodes 554 amino acids. The transcript is spliced from 6 exons. NCBI's taxonomy places the organism in Eukaryota, Metazoa, Chordata, Actinopteri, Characiformes, Acestrorhamphidae. Gene Ontology annotation, molecular function: zinc ion binding; protein binding.